AUGUAUGGUAAUUUCUUGGCUGGAUCACAUGACACAAUUACCUCAAGAAUCGAUCAAGAUGUAUUGCAGGUCUGCCUACGUUUCCGAUUUUUUCUCCCUGGCGGGGUCUUUCCACGCGCCUGUGGUGCUAUAGAUGGACAAAGUUUAACACAGCCAGGCUGCCAAUUCCUCUCCUCUGUUGCAAAGAGGAAGGGAAGAAGAGAUAUGACGGAAUACGAUGAUCGCAGCUGUGCGUCAAAUAUGUAUUUACCGAGCUGCACUUAUUACGUUUCGACGCCCGAUUUUACAUCAGUCUCCUCCUUUUUACCGCAGACUACUUCGUGUCAGAUUAAUUUCCCCUAUUCACCCAACAUAGCCCAAGUCCAACCUGUUCGAGAAGUCGCUUUCAGGGAUUAUGGACUGGACCAUCCCAGCAAAUGGCACUAUAGGGGCAAUUACGCAUCUUACUACUCAACGGACGAGAUAAUGCACCGGGACUUGAUCCAGUCCUCCGGCAGCAGGGCGGAUGUGAUAUUCAAAAACGAGUCCUUUUACGGCCACCACGGGGGGACCAGCUCGCCCUGCAAUUUCUUCACCGGUGUCGGCCGAAAUGGGGUUCUCCCCCAGGGCUUCGACCAGUUUUUGGACACUCCUAACUCGGACAAGCCCAACGCGGAGCACCCCAAACAAAAGACAGACUCUGCUGCUGCCGGAGAUGCUGCGAAUAACAAUCAGGCUUUAACCAAACUGGAGCAGCACAAAGCUGACCCGAGCGGGAGCGCCGACGAGGACUCAUCCUCCAACUGCGGCGACAAGAACAACCAACAGAGUUCAUCAACCAAGUCCAGGAAGAAGAGGUGUCCUUACACCAAAUACCAGAUCCGAGAACUUGAACGAGAGUUUUUCUUCAACGUGUACAUUAACAAAGAAAAGCGUCUUCAGCUGUCCAGGAUGUUAAACCUGACCGAUCGGCAGGUGAAGAUCUGGUUUCAGAACAGAAGGAUGAAAGAGAAAAAGCUGAAUCGCGACCGCCUACAGUAUUUCACUGGGAAUCCUUUAUUCUGAUACCUGACAUAGUUGUUGUACACACACACACACACACACACACACACACACACACACACACACACACACACACGGGAGCAAAAUAGGAGCCACACACACAUUUAAAAGACUGGUCCCCUCUGCAUAUUUGAUCCCUCAUCAUCCUGUUUAGACAAUUUAUUUUACAAAAAUCUGGCAAAACCAAGACGCCACUUUUUCUUUGUUUUCUCUUUAUUGCAAACAAUUCCUGCAUUUAUUUAUUUGUGUUCACAUGGUUUCGUGUUAUUGGCGACACAUAUUCCAGCAAAGCGCGUAAAAAACGCGUGGAAAUUAUUUAUAUAAACUAUAUGUAAGGCUUCUACCUUGUGUAAAUCCAUUUAUAAGACGCAUGUAAUGCACGUUGUGGUGUGAAAACUUAAAACAGACACGACAAAUGUUGUAUCAUAGUCACGAACCUUGUCACAUGAACUUAACCAAGUCCUUAAAUAACACGAGAAAAAGGGGGGAUUUUUUUUUCUCCAAAGAUUCAUGCAUACUGAAAUCUGACGCUUCGCAGGCCUGAUAAGUCCCGUCAUUUCCUUUGCUUUCAAACACUGGAUUGUUUACUAAACCUUGAACCGUCUAGACAGUAUAAUAAACAUAGCUGUAAAUGUCUAAAUAGGGGGCUAUUGCACUUUGGUGUCCCAACCCCCAGAUCACAAGAGCUCUGAUGCUCUUUCCUGUGUAGUUUCACUCCAGGCUACAAAUGUGUGGAGAAUACAAGACACUUCUGCGCAUCCCGUUUUAUAUUUAGCGCCUUUUGACACAUUGAAGAGCUUGUGUUGGUAGCUGGGAUACAAUGGAGGAUAUUCUAACAAGGACCGCCAUAUGAAAGGAUAAGUAAUUUUUGAAGUUAAUCUGCUGUUCUAGUGUUCUCAGUGCGCAAAAUGUUUCUUUGACGCCUUUAAAUCUGCUGCAAAGGAGAAAGAUUUCCAACUGUUGGCAAAAAAUGCGCGUUUCCAUGUGUAAUUAACGCAGGUGACUCAUUUCUAUCUGUGCGCAGCUCCAUUAUACAGUGACCUCAGGCUGCUUCACCUGAGCACUGUAGCUUGUAUCUUAUGAGUCGAUAAACGCAUCGAUUCCACACAAAAAGUCGCUUUAUUGAUCUUUAAUUUGAUUUUCUCUCCAGCAGCCAUCUCAGCCCUCGUUUAUGAAAUAAUACUUUGA
Messenger RNA from Epinephelus fuscoguttatus (brown-marbled grouper), 2229 nucleotides. It is a transcript of the gene hoxd11a, whose product is annotated as homeobox D11a. Gene Ontology annotation, biological process: anatomical structure development; regulation of transcription by RNA polymerase II. Gene Ontology annotation, cellular component: nucleus. The record is from RefSeq and is a predicted model, not a curated record. Lineage: Eukaryota; Metazoa; Chordata; Actinopteri; Perciformes; Serranidae. Gene Ontology annotation, molecular function: RNA polymerase II cis-regulatory region sequence-specific DNA binding; DNA-binding transcription factor activity, RNA polymerase II-specific.